Molecule: messenger RNA, 779 nt
Organism: Anastrepha obliqua
Lineage: Eukaryota; Metazoa; Arthropoda; Insecta; Diptera; Tephritidae
Gene: Prosbeta3
Product: proteasome subunit beta type-3
Exons: 1
Coding region: 103-720 (205 amino acids)
Biological process (GO): proteasome-mediated ubiquitin-dependent protein catabolic process
Cellular component (GO): proteasome core complex; proteasome core complex, beta-subunit complex
Source: RefSeq, a predicted model, not a curated record
CAAAAAGUCAUCUUGUUCAUUAAACGAUAUUUCAUUGUCUUGUCCGAGAUAUUAUUUAGUUUAUACUUUUCGAAAUAAUCUAAAAGAAAACUAGCUUGCAAAAUGUCGAUUAUGGCGUAUAAUGGUGGUUGUCUUGUCGCGAUGCGCGGCAAGAACUGUGUGGCAAUAGCAACUGAUCACCGUUUUGGUGUGCAAGCGCAAACUAUUAGUACAGACUUUGAGAAAGUAUUUCAGGUCAAUCCUCGCACAUUUCUGGGACUUGUUGGUUUACAAACGGAUAUACUGACUGUGCACGAUCGCAUCAUGUUCCGCAAGAAGUUAUAUGAGGAUAGAGAAAACCGUGAAAUGGCACCGGAACCUUUUUCCGCAAUGAUUUCUAAUUUUUUGUAUGAACAUCGUUUCGGCCCAUAUUUUAUCGAACCAGUUAUUGCUGGUCUGCAUCCGAAAACCUUAGAGCCUUUUAUUUGCAACAUGGAUCUUAUUGGUUGUCCAAAUAAACCGGAUGAUUUCGUGGUUGCAGGAACUUGUUCGCAACAACUUUAUGGUAUGUGUGAAACGUUAUGGAAGGAAGACCUAGAACCGGCAGAAUUAUCAGAGGUGAUCUCGCAGGCUAUGGUGAGCGCUUUCGAUCGUGACGCUAUCAGCGGCUGGGGUGCGAGUGUAUAUAUUAUUGAAAAGGAUAAAAUUACAAAAAAACAAAUUAAAACACGUAUGGAUUAAAAUGGAAUUUAAUUUUAACAUUUAUUGGAAAUAAAAUGUUUUAUACCUUUAAAACUAAA